Molecule: messenger RNA, 2069 nt
Organism: Vigna angularis (adzuki bean)
Lineage: Eukaryota; Viridiplantae; Streptophyta; Magnoliopsida; Fabales; Fabaceae
Product: trihelix transcription factor DF1
Exons: 2
Coding region: 86-1885 (599 amino acids)
Source: RefSeq, a predicted model, not a curated record
CUUAUAUAGUAUUCACCUUGUCUUCUAUAAUUCAUUUUUUUGCUCUAGCUGUAAUUGCAUAGGGACACAAUAUCUCUGUAGCUAUAUGCAGCUAGGAGACUCAAGUGUGUUGGAGAUCUCCUCCCAUAGCGAGCCCGAGAUGGCGGUGGCGGCGGCGGCGGAAGGAGCGGCUCACGGCGGCGAGGAUGACGGUGGUGAUGAUGAGAUGAUUGGGGUGGAUGUGGAUGGAAAUUCAGUUGAAGGAAAUGAAGGUAAUAAGAUGAGCUUUGGAGGGAACCGGUGGCCCCGCCAAGAAACUUUGGCUCUCUUGAAGAUAAGGUCGGAUAUGGAUGCAGUGUUUCGUGAUUCAAGUCUUAAAGGUCCACUAUGGGAAGAAGUUUCAAGGAAACUGGCGGGGCUUGGAUAUCAUCGAAAUGCAAAGAAAUGCAAGGAAAAGUUUGAGAACGUGUACAAGUACAACAAGAGAACCAAAGAAAACAAAAGUGGGAAAUCACAUGGAAAAACCUAUAAAUUCUUUGAUCAAUUACAAGCCCUUGAGAAUCAUCAGUUCACGAUCUCUUACCCAACAAAGCCACAACCUACUUUGGCAACAACAAACACAUUGACGUUGCCAGCUAGACAAAGUGAUCAUGGUAACAACAAUGUUAUCUCUUACGUCACACCUUUUCCUUCCACAAACCCUACACACAUUUCUCCUUCACCACAAACCAAUACCGACACCAACACAAACACCACCACAGUAUCCACAACCAACCCUAGAGACACAUCACCACCACAAACCACCACCGCCAACAACACCAACAACGACAAUGUCACGUAUUCUUUGCCAAACAUGAACACCCCUUUCUCAACCACCACCACCACCUCCACCUCUUCUUCCACAGCAUCUGAUGAAGACUUGGAAGAGAGGUACCGGAGGAAGAGAAAGUGGAAGGACUACUUCAGGAGGCUCACUAGGAAGGUCCUCUUGAAGCAAGAGGAAAUGCAGAAGAAGUUCUUGGAAGCCAUGGACAAAAGGGAGAGGGAAAGAGUGGCGCAACAAGACAAUUGGAGGAUCCAAGAAAUGGCAAGGAUUAACAGGGAACAUGAGAUUCUUGUUCAGGAGAGAUCAACAGCAGCAGCCAAAGAUGCUGCAGUCAUUGCAUUAUUGCAGAAGAUGUACGGCCAGCAAAACACCACACAACAUGUUCAAGUACAGCCACCAGAACAACAGAAUCAAACAACGCUACAAUCACAGCUUCCAACACCAAUGCCAAACAAUAACUUUGAGAUCAAGAAAUUGAAUAAUGGUCAUCACAGUGCUACCAGUACUAGCACUGUCACUACUUCUCCCGCGACUUCUUCUUCUUCUAGAUGGCCAAAGGCUGAAGUUCAUGCUUUGAUAAGGUUGAGGACAAGUCUGGACACCAAGUAUCAAGAAAAUGGACCAAAAGCUCCAUUGUGGGAAGAUAUAUCGAUCGCAAUGCAGAGGCUUGGUUACAACCGGAGUGCAAAGAGAUGCAAGGAAAAGUGGGAGAACAUCAACAAGUACUUCAAAAAAAUGAGGGACAAUAACAAAGAAAGGCGUGAAAAUAGCAAAACAUGUCCUUAUUUUCACGAGCUUGAUGCUAUAUACAAGGAAAGGAGCUUAUCCCAGAACCCCUUUGGCGUGUUCCAGAACAUGAAGCCGAACGAGAUGAUGAUGAUGGAGCCAUUGAUGGUGCAACCGGAGCAGCAAUGGAGGCCUCCACCUCAAUCGUUGGAAGAGGGUAUAGAGAAGAACUCUAGCGAUGAAUAUGAAGAAAAAGAAGAAGAAAACGAUGGUGAUGAUGAUGAUCACGUUGGUGUUGAAGAAGAUGAAGAUGGUGUGGAAGAUGAAGCGUGUGAGACUGGGACAAAUGAUUAAACUGCUUCAGUGGACACAGUUGAAGGAGACAAGAUAAAGAAUUUUCUGAAUGGAGAAAUAUUACGUGUUUGUUCAAUGUACUUUUACUUAUAGCCUUUAUUUUUUAUCAUUUUUUUUGAAACUUGAAAAUGUGAUUACUUAUUGAGGAAACAAUUCUUGGGUAUAGUGAUUCAAUUUAUAUUUU